AUGGGGAGCAGAACAGGACAGCAGUGCGCGCAGCGAUGGCGUCACAAGGUGAACCCGAACAUAAAGAGGGAGAAGUGGACGGAGGAGGAGGACGAGCGGCUGCUGGAGCUGGUGGGGGUGCACGGCAACGCGUGGGCGGAGAUCAGCCGCCAGCUGGAGGGGCGCACAGAUCAGCAGUGCAUGGGCCGCUGGAGGCGCCACCUGGACCCGGGCAUCAAGCGCGUGUCGUGGGCCGCCCCCGAGGACGCCGCGCUGGCCAGCCUGCACGCGCGCCACGGCUCCCACUGGUCCGCCAUCGCCAAGUCCAUCGACGGCCGCACCGCCCAGCAGUGCCGCGCCAGGUGGUGA
Coccomyxa subellipsoidea C-169 is the source of this 348-nucleotide messenger RNA. RefSeq lists its product as hypothetical. The transcript has 4 exons. NCBI's taxonomy places the organism in Eukaryota, Viridiplantae, Chlorophyta, Trebouxiophyceae, Coccomyxaceae. The record is from RefSeq and is a predicted model, not a curated record. Bases 1 to 348 code for a protein of 115 amino acids.